CGUUUAAAAAAAAAAAAAUACAGCGUGCAAAAACAAGAUGGUCCACGGUCUGGAAAAAAAGGGGAUUUUCAUUCCAGAAUUGCGGUGGCUCCGACACUGGACUUGUCUCACGCUGCGUCUCCCCUCCUUUGUGCGCGUUGCAGUGUCGCCCAGCGUUCAGCACCUUGCGAGGGGACUCCCGGCUCCAGGCCCCCUGUCACAGGCCCCUUUGGGGCCCCCUGCUGGGGCUCCGGCGGCUUCGCCCCUCACCGCCCCCGCCCCUGGCCCCCCCGCUGUCAUCUCCACGGCUCCACCCGCGGCUUAUUCCAGCGACGCGGCCAAGAAGACCCUGGUGACGCUGUUCGCCAACACCAGCUCUCCGGUGUCAUCGGGCGUCCCCGCUCCUCCUCCUCCUCCUCCCCCUCCCCCUCCGCCUACCGCGGCCGCCCCGCCCUCGCUGGUGCCCCCUGCCGUCCAGCAGGCUGUGGCCUCGCCGGGGCAGUCGCUCAUCCUGACGCAGGGCCCCGGCAACCUCAGCGCGGUGGCCAUGUCCCAGAUGCUGCAGCCCGUGCAGGUGAUACCGACCGCCACGCCCGGCGCCAGCACCACUGCCAGCCAGCCCAUCUUCAUCGCCACACAGGGAUUCCCUGUGCGGAACGUCAGGCCGGUGCAGAACUCCGUGAAUCCGCUGGGGAUCGUCCUGAAUGUCCAGCAGGGACAGACGGUUCGGCCCAUCACCAUUGUCCAAGCCCCUGGCGGUCAGUUCUUUAAGCCGGCAGUGGGGGUGCCCCAGGUGCUGUCCCAGGUGACCCAGGUGCGGCCCGGCACCGCGGUGCCCGGACGGCCGCCCACCAGCACCUACACCACCAUGAUCCCGGCCACCCUCGCCAUCCGCACCACCACGGCCGCCGCCGCCAGCCAGCCCGGCGCCAAGACCAUCACCACCGUGACCGCCGCCAGCGCCACCCAGCUGGUCCACUCCUCCGCGCUCUCCUCCCCCACUCAGACCAUCGCGGUGCCCACCUCCAAGAUCGCAGCAGGUUUGCAGGAACGGGCAGCCAUCAGUCACAGACGAUUCCUGAUGCAGGGAGACACAGUGCUGGAGGUAAUGGAGACGGACAGAGAAAGAGUGAACGUGUGCAACCUGGUGGCAGUGCAGCGCGGGGAGCGCAACGCGGAGGUGCAGAAGCUGGUCAACCUGGUCAACACGGUCAGCCCGGCCCCCUUAGGGCAGCCCCCCCUCCUGCAGGUCUCCAUGGCGACCAGCAAGGCCCCCAGCAACGGCCUGGUUGCUACCGUCGCCUCCUCCGACGGCAUCAAAGGUCAGCAGGUCAAAAAAGCCCCUUCAGCUGUCCUGUUUUAUUUGUCUGUUUACUCACGGGCCAAAAACUUUGGGAACCCCCCCCAAAAAAAAAAACUCUCUCUUUGGAUUACGCCCCCCGCCGCGGACGGCCAGGGCGGCGCGGCGGACGCCCAGGGCAAGCUCAUCAUGCUGGUGGACGACUUCUACUAUGGCAGCGACGAGGGCAGGGUGCGCCAGGUGUCCCGGGAGGGCAAGGAGCCCGUCCCCUUCAAGUGCCUGAACUGCUCCAAGAAGCUGAAGAACAACAUCAGGUUCAUGAACCACAUGAAGCACCACGUGGAGCUGGACCAGCAGACCGGCGAGGUGGACACGCACACCAGCUGCCAGCACUGCUACCGCCAGUUCCCCACGCCCUUCCAGCUGCAGUGCCACCUCGAGAGCGUGCACAGCCACUGCGAGUCCACGACAAAAUGUAAGAUCUGCGAGUGGGCCUUCGAGUCGGAGCCCGUGUUCCUGCAGCACAUGAAGAACACGCAUAAGCCGGGCGAGAUGCCCUAUGUCUGUCAGGUCUGCGAUUUCCGCUCCUCCUACUACUCGGAGGUGGAUGCCCACUUCCGCGCCCAGCACGAGGACACCAAGAACCUGCUGUGCCUGUACUGCCUGAAGGUGUUCAAGAACGGCAGCGCCUUCCAGCAGCACUUCUUCCGGCACCAGAAAAAGAGCGUCUAUCACUGCAACAAGUGCCGACUACAGUUCCUCUUCACCAAGGACAAAAUUGAGCACAAGCUCCAUCACCACAAGACCUUCCGGAAACCCAAACAGCUGGAGGGGCUGAAGCCCGGGACCAAGGUGACCAUCCGGGCGUACGCCGUGCAGACCAAGGUGGCCGGUGCGCCCAAGAACGCCCCCGCGCUGCCGCCCCCGGCCCAGCCCCUGGAGGCGGAAAGCCUGCCCCCCAAGCCCGCCGACCCCCCCUCGGGGCUGAGCCCCGCGCAGAAACCCGCCGCCAAGAAGAAGACCGUCAGUAAGAUGCUGGAGCUGCUGUCCAAGUUCCAGGAGCAGAGGCCUCCGCUGGGCAAGCAGACGUGCCUGGAGUGCAGCUUCGACAUUCCCGAUUUCCCCAACCACUACCCCACCUACGUGCACUGCUCGCUGUGCCGCUACAGCACCUGCUGCUCCCGAGCCUACGCCAACCACAUGAUCAACAACCACGUGCCCCGCAAGAGUCCCAAGUACCUGGCCUUGUACAAGAAGCCCGCCCCGAGCUGGGUGAAAAUGGCCUGUUCGUCCUGCUCGUACCAGACCAAUGUCGGGGACCUGAUGGCCAAGCACCUGGUCCAGCACCCCAGCCACAGCUUCAGCCUCUGCACCCUGGAAGAACCCCCGGAGUCGGAUAUUGAUUUCUCCGACUCUGAGGAAGAGGAGCCGGGAGGGGAGGAAGAAGGGAGUGAAACUGGGGGGAAACAGGAAGACUCGGCAUCCUCGGACUUCUGGGAGCCGCCCGACCAGCCGGUCGAGGUUCGGGAGUUCACGUCGGGUUGCGGGCUGCGGCACAACCUGGGCUGGAACGCGGACGCGAUCGACUACUUCCGCCUGUUGUUCCCCGACUCUCUGUUCGAGGUCAUUGCGGAGGAGACCAACGCCAACGCCAGGUUCUGCCAGCGGCAGAGGCUGCGGCGGGACCCGGACUGGCGCCCCACCGACGCCCGGGAGAUCUGCGCCUUCGUCGGGCUCAGCAUCCUCAUGGGCCUGCACGGCCUCCCCGAGCCCCGCUUGUACUGGUCCGGCCCCCACUACGACGGCAGUCGGGGCUUCCUGAAGACCAUGCCCGCCUCGCGCUUCGAGAAGCUCUCCGCCUACCUGCGAGUGGGCGGCAGGAGCGCGCUCUGGGAGCGGCCGGAUCCCGCCGACCGGCUGCGCACGAUCCGGCCCCUGCUGGACGCCGUGGAGCACGCCAUGUGGGAGGCCUACCUGCCUAACAAGUGCUUGACCAUCGACCGGGCCCUGAUCCCCAGCGUGGAGGGCGAAGGGGGCAAGAACGGCCGAGGCAGAGGGGCGGGGCGGCAGCCACGCGUGUGGCUCCUCUGCGACUCCAAGUCGGGGUACUGCCACCGCGUGCUGAUCCAUCCGCAGAGGCCGGAGAAGGAGAAGGGGCGCGGAUCUUCGGUGGUGCUGCCGCUGGUGGAGGGGCUCCAAGGGAAGCACCACCAGGUCUUCCUGGCCAGCUCCCUGAUCUCGGUGCCUCUCCUCCAGAGGCUGCUCAGUGACGGCAUCUACAGCUGCGGCUCCAUCGCGCAGGACUUCCGCGGGCUGCCCAAGGAAUUCUGGGAGCCGGGGAUGCUGGGAAACCCGGGCGACUUCCGGCAGUGGCAGCGGGGCAACCUCCUGGCCACCCGCUGGAGGGACAGCAAGGAGCUGUGCUGCCUGUCCACCAACGCGGAGCCGGCCCUGAGCGACACGGUGUGGCGGAAGUCCGGGGCCGAGGGCGGCGGCCUGUCCCCCAUCGGCCGGCCCAAGCCCUUCCAGCUGCACCAGGAGAACAUGCGCGGGGUGGACAUCUGCAACCAGCUGCUGGACUGCAACCAGCUGGGCCGGCCCUGCGGCAGCUGGUGGCGCUGCUUCUUCUGGUUCUUCCUCAACCUCUGCGUGGUCAACUCCUUCAUCAUCCUCCGGGAGAGCCGGAAGGGCAAGCCGCCCAGCUGGGUCUCGGGCAAGCGCUUCUCCCAGUUCCACUACCGCCAGCGCCUCGGCCUGCUGCUCGCCAGGUGCGGCCAGAGGCACGCGGCCGGCCGAAGAGGAGGAGGAGGAGGAGGAGGACAACGGGGGGAGGUGGGCGUGGGAGGGGACAGCAGGCCGGCGCCGGCUCACCAGCUGACGAAGAUCACCUCCAAGACCAAGAGGUGCCGGAACUGCAGCCGCAAGGGCCUGCGCCACGAGACGGUGUACGGCUGCACCGCCUGCCGCGUCAACCUCUGCAAGGGCUCGGCCUGCUUCAGGGAGUACCACCAGGAGGGGGCGCCGGGCGCAGGUCAUCACCCAGGGCUCCGCAGCCACAUGGAUUGCGUAGCGAGACCUUGCCUUGCACCCAUCGGAAACAAGCAGCUGUUCGGUGGCGCUGAAUUCAACUGUUCGGAGAAAGUUCUCGGCCAAAAUCGUACGUUGCUGUUUCGUGGGGGGGGGGGGCAGGGGGCAGGCAGAGGGACAGCAGAGCGAUCCUCUGGUGCCGCCGGGGGGGGCUGCUGCUGCCUGGUCUCGGGGGUGCGGGAGUGUGCGACCCCCCCCUCCCCCAGGUCUCGGAUAGGGGGGCGCCGCAGGUCUGUGCGUCCGUUUUACAACAGCAUGGCAGCUCACUCAGUGGUCAGCAUCAUGGGUCUGUGCUUGUGUCGCCCUCGGGAAGACGUCCUGGCGGUUUUUAUUUCUUUAAAUGUUUUUUUUUCUUCUUUUUCAGGAUCGCAGAAGGACGGUUUUACAAGGCUCCUCCCACAGGCUGUCUGGGCUUCGAAAAAACUCAGCAGCGGAAGCCAGCCCCAGGUUACCCAUGAGCCUCUGCCAAAAGCACCCGCCGACGUCAAGAUGCCCGGUGCCGUCAACGGGAAGGAGCCCAACAGCGGGACGGCCCCCGUUGUGGACCCGAGCACGCUCGGGGAGCGUGGGGGGGCCGCAGGCCGGGUGGCGGGGGGCGAGGCCGGGAAGGGGGAGCGGGCUCCGGAGCAGGGGGGUGACAGGCCGGAGGCGGAGGCCGGGGAGAAGGAGCGGGAUGGGACCCUGUCGGUCAGGCAGCUCCGGAUCGUGCUGUUCGCCCUGUGCUGCGGCGUGCCCCAGGCGGCGGAGCACUUCGGCAGCCCCCCCCAGCUGAUCACAACCUGGAUGGGCAGCCUGGAGGAGAAGGAGAAGCAGAGGGAGCAGGAGGGCAAGGCCGGGGGGGCCAGAGCAGCCGUGGACAAGCUGGUGGCGUGGGUCCUGGGGCAGAGGGAGCAGCAGCUGCCGGUCAACGAGAAGAGCCUCUUCCAGAAGGCCUCGGAGAUCCACAGCACGGCCAACCAGAACAGCUCCUUCCGCAUCUCCUACGAGUGGGCCGUGGGCUUCAUGCUGCGGCACAACCUGGGGCUGCAGGCCAGGGGGGCCGUGGGGCGCCGGCUGCCCCCGGACAUGGAGGAGAGCGUCCGGGCUUUCGUGGAGUUUGUCCAGCGGCAGAUCCGCGUGCAGGACAUCCCGCUUGCCGUCAUCGGCACCAUGGACGAGCUCUCCGUCUUCGUGGACCUGGAGGCCCUGGCCGGCCCUGGCGCCACCGGCAAGGAGGCGGCCUUCCAGCUGGUGGGGACGGGGGAGUCGCUGUUCGACGUCGUCGUGGCCACCCUCGCCGACGGCAGCAUCCUGCCCACCCUCAUCUUCUUCAAGGGCCAGCCCCCGAGCCGGGUCCUCGCCUCCCUUCCCGACUCCGUCCUGCUGGAGGCCAAGCCCGAGGGCUUCACGGAAGAAGAGGAAGUGGAGAUCUGGAUCUCCAGGGUGUGGCAGAAGCACAUGGAUUCUCAGAGUGGCGCCAAGGGCAUGCUGGUGGUGGACUCCUUCCGCUCCCACAUGUCCGAAGACUCUCUGGCGGCCUUGAGCGCGGCCAACACCCUGCCGGCCAUCAUCCCUGCGGGCUGCACCUCCAGGGUCCUGCCGCUGGAGGUGUGCGUGGGGCCCGCCCUGCGGAGCUUCUUGCAGGCCAAGUGGAGCUCCUGGGCCAGCCAGGCCCAAGAGCCGGGGCCCGGCGCCGAGCAGGUCCUGCAGCUGCUCGUCGGCUGGGUGGCGGAGGCGCUGGGGGCCGUCGCCGCCCACCCCGAGCUGCUGCAGCAGUCCUUCCUGGUGGCCAGCGUGCUGCCGGGGCCCGAGAGGGUGGAGAGCGUGGCCGAGACCCAGGCCGAGCUGGUCGGCCUGCUGGAGCGGCGGCUGACGGGGGCCGAGCCGACGGCGGGCCAGGCGCAGGGCCAGCAGGAGCCGCGGCUCGGGGGGGGCCCGGAUCUGGGAAAGGAGGACGGGAGCGCCUCUCCGGAUGAAGGCAGGGCUCUGCCGGACCCCAGGGCUCUGCACCACAUCUUCGAGAGAGACAGCGAUGCCGAGUCCUUCCACGGGUUCGACGACGCCGAGCUGGAGCCUUGAGCGGCCGCGGCGGCCCUCCUCCUCGCAGGCGGCCUGGAUCUCUGGGAAGUGAGCGUCAGGGAAGCCUUUAAGUGAAGAAGGCAAGGUCUUUAAUGAGUCCAACUUGGCCAGUUGUCUUGUGUGCCCUGUCCCUUCUUUCCUUCUCGCCAGACGUUUACGAUCGUGUCUUCCCUGAACAAGUCGGUGGGGUUCGGUCUUGUCCUCGCCCCCCUCUUCCAGUGCAUUAACCCCACUAUCUCUAUCAAACCGGUGUUUUAUUUUUCCUAAAGCUGGCCGGUAAGCUGGUGUUCCUUGAGGGAUGUGCCUCUUGGGGAAACGUCAAAUGAGUGGGAGGUUGCAGGGGAGGCAGGGAGCCAGGACUGGGAAGGAAAAGUGUGUGAAAACCAGGAUUCUGUUUUUGAUGGCUUUUCCGACAACGUUUCCUGAAAAGUUCUAUCAAGUUCUCUCUUACUCUCAUGUAGAAGAACGCAUCUCGCUUUUUCAGAAAGCGGACAGGGGUGUUCAGCGUGAGUGAUCACAGUUAAGAGUUCAACCCGCUGGCUUCAGUAAAAGGCUGACAGCUCAGGUAUGCAGAUUUUUAAUGUUUCGCAGUUUUUUUUAAAGAUGCGUGUGUGAUGAGGGAAGGGUCACUUCGAAUUCAGGAUCCUAUGAUUCACUUUUCCGUUUGCAAACAACAUAACUAUGCAUUUUAUUUUUGGUGUACCCAAGGACCUGGUAUUCCUCACUGCAAACCUAUACAAUCUUGGCGCAAGCUUGUUCUGAAUCAUCCCUAAAGUCUUGUUUCUGGGGGCUAUCAGUUCAGUGCAUGUAUAUAUUUGUUUUUUUUUUCCCCAAGUCCCAUGAGAAAUGAAUGGCUUUCCCUCCUGGGAGCAGCCUGUAGUAUUGGGAGGAAGCGGAGACAAGGUUACUGCACUGGGAAUCUUCACCAGGCCACCUCGUUGAGAGACUUGCAGUCUUGCCUGCAAAACCCAUCAUGAGUGCGUUUGAAAUGGCUUUUUUUCCCUUGAAUCCCUCAUCCCCGACGCUCACCACUGUUGAAGCUGCAAGGUUGCGUUUUCUGCGCUUGUUCUUCACACUGGUGCAUUCAGACAAAGGGUUUUAUUCACGAAUAUAAUGUCUCUCUGCACUGUCUUGAGACAACGGGCUUCUUGAUUUCUGUGAAAUACUAAAAGCAAAGCUGUAAAAAAGAUGUGUGCAAGAUUUUUUUAAGGAUGUACUGCAGGUAUUACCGGUGUUUUAAAAGGGAGCUGUGUUGUAUCUCCUUUUCUGAAGUGACACCUGUCUGCUCCAGGCAGGUGACCUUAUUCCCAACACCCUGCACAGUCAGGAUUCGGCUGUGUCUCUUACCCGCUGCGGGUCUCGUGGCGCGAUUCUCCUUGAUCUGGUUUCAAGCGGAUUGUGAACAGAUGUGAUCCAGAGGUGCCAUUACUGAAAAUUCUUUCCUCCCUCCUGCCUGUGCCAUUUAGUGUAGGGAGCAAGGCAGGAGUGUAAAUGCUCUCACUUGGCACAGGACUCCAUUCCUCUGCCUCCACCCAUUUCCUAACCACUUUAUCCAGUACAGGGUCACGGGGGAGCUGGAGCCUGUCCUACCACACCCAUUUUCACCAGUUCAGCAUUUAAGUUAACAAGCACUGUUGCACUGAGCUCUGAUGGACACUCUGGCAGAGGGAGGGAGAGAUAGAGAGAGAGGAAUAUUGCACUACACCAGUCCAUGAGAUGUUUCUCCUUUUGAUGAAGACUUGCAGGAGGUUUAACAGGCACACCAAUACUUUUUUUUUUUAUAAAAGCCUCACCUUUUCUGAGCAUCAAUGCAGCCUUUAAAAACACCAGGCCCUAGUCAGGCCUCCAGCUAGGCCCCAAACUGAUCAGUGCGGUCUUGUUUUUAACAUGGGUCUGUUUUUAGUUCUGGGUAUGGGCUCUGUUUCUCAAUAACCAUGUUGCUGCUUCUUUGGACAUUGGUGCUACCCACUGUCCCUCUCCUUUCAGGGGGUAGGGGGUUUGGAGGAGGCAGUGCUGUCUCGAUUCGGAGAGAGAAGUGGGUAUUGGGUUGUGCUGAUCUCGGCUUUUGGACUAAACCGAUGAAAUUUCUGCUCAGAUGGACUGUACUUUCCUUUACAAGAUGAUCAAUGAGCCUAACACAGUGAUAAUCCCCAGUUUUUUUGUUUUUUUUUGCACCCUGUCCACAAGUCGAUUGGGCUGCAGGGCCCCCACGCCCAUCCCUUCUCGAACCCGAGGCAUUUGUCACGUGCUGUGAAGUACAGCGAUCUGUUUUUCCUCAAGCGAAUCAGAAUGGUGUUUCGUACUGUAUUUCUUUUGUUUGUUUGUGUUAUUUCUGGACCUAUUUUAAAUGAUUUCUAGGAAGUGUGCCUGAAUGGAUUUUUCUGUAAUAAAAGAGGAAUAAAAUGAU
Lepisosteus oculatus (spotted gar) is the source of this 8831-nucleotide messenger RNA. The record is from RefSeq and is a predicted model, not a curated record. NCBI's taxonomy places the organism in Eukaryota, Metazoa, Chordata, Actinopteri, Semionotiformes, Lepisosteidae.